CCCCUCCCCGGUGUGUGCGGAUCAUUCUUGGCAGCAGCAGAGCAGCGAUGGCCACGUCUCCCUUCAAAGCCCUUCUCGUGGGGAAUGUCAUGCCUGAGAAAUGCUACGAGGAGAUUUUGGUCAACUUUCACUGGCACGUGCAGUGCGUAAUGUACGUCCUGACCAAGGCUGCCGGGUUGUGGAUAAUGCUGGACACGUUAUUGGCACAGCUGCCCCAGCUGUUGAGGGUCCUCUGGAAGGGGAGCGCCGAGGGCCUCAGCCUCACAUCUGCCCUGCUGCAGCUUUAUGCUCUCUCAUGUCCUGUCAUCUAUGCGAAGGCCAACAACUUCCCAUUUUUCGCCUGGGCAGACAGGCUGCUCACUGUGGCCCAGGCAGCAGCCAUCGUCUUCCUCAUCCUCCAUUAUCGAGGUGAAACCCUCAAAGGCCUGCUGCUCCUCCCGGGCUGUGGCGGGGUGAUGCUCCUCCUGGCCUCCCGUGCGGCUGCUAAGGUCGUGACGCUGAUUCAGGCCUCCAGCUCCGUAGCAGCUAUAGCAAGCAAGGCUGUCCAGACUUUCACCAACUACAGCCACGGCCACACCGGUCAGCUGUCCGGGCUGUCGGUGGCACUGACCGGUGUAGGAUCUUUGGGUGUCGUUGUCGUCUCUCUGCAGGAGGCUGGGGGCUCUCUGGCUACUCUGCUGGACACUCUGUCCGCCGGCCUCAGCCUGCUGCUACUGGCCCAGGUCCUUUGCUACUCGAGCAGCGCUAAAAAGAAGAGAGAUUAGUGGUGGAGGACACUGAGUGUUGGGGGAACUGUUUUUGUGCUGGUCGCUUGUCUGGUGUUACAUUACCAUAAGGACUUAUUUGGCGCCCUCUUGUGGUUAAAAUGGGAAUUGUUUUCCUCGUGAUAAGAGAUUCUUCUGAAUCUGCAUGUUGCUGUUUGUUCGGCUGUUUCAUAUUCAUGUCUUCUAAAUUUUAUGAAGGGGUAAAAAAAUAUACUUCUAAAUGCAAACAUUUCUCCUAAGAUAUGUGACAAAUGUGAAUAUGUAAGCUUUAAUAAGAAAACUUAAUAUAAUGUCUAUGCACAUGGUGCAUGUGGUCCUGUCAUUUGUAUUGUUUUUGUAGAUUAGCAUAACUUUUUGUUUGUUUGGACAACUGGAUUUUUUGCGUGGCACCUUAUAUUAAGAUUACUUUCAUUAUUGAAUAUUUAACCAUGGAAACUUUGUGUCCAUCCCUCUAAUUAGGGAUUUUUGGCCUUUGCAACAGAGCCUGCUUUCUUAUUUUUCUGGUUUCUUUCACUAAAACGGUUUAGGAUAGGGAGUUCCACAUGCAGGCACAGCUUGUUGCGCUUUAAGGAAUUUCUGAAAUGAGGAAAUAAGAUAAGUGUGGUCAGCAAUUUUCUGGUUCCUCCUUUUCCAGGAUACUAAAGGUCAGCUGAGAGAUCGUCAAAAAAAAUUAACAGUCAAGUGAAAGUUUUACAAAGAACUCUGUGAUCUGAAUAGAUCUGAUACAGAGUGUCAUGUUAAGGCCUGUCAGCUUUUACAGAUUAGUCCCUACAUUUUCGAAAUAUUUUCGGCUGUAGAAUCUCUUUAUGCAUGGCACAAAAAUGUUGUUAACAUCUUUAUUUUUUACCUUAACUGUGAACUAAAUCCAGCGGUGUGACUUAUUGUCUUCGUACA
Molecule: messenger RNA, 1658 nt
Organism: Menidia menidia (Atlantic silverside)
Lineage: Eukaryota; Metazoa; Chordata; Actinopteri; Atheriniformes; Atherinopsidae
Source: the annotation of a GenBank genome assembly